CCCUUGUCUUCCUGCAGUCCACGGCCAUCUUCGACUCCGGCCACCGCAUCGCCAUGGCCUCCUCCUCGUCCGGCGCCGCGGCCUUCUCCCGCCUCGUAGACCGCACCCGCGUCCCGGACCCCACCCUGCAGCGCCACGCCGUCGCGGCCUUCUUCCGCCACCUCCUCACGCUGCCCCCGCCCCUCCCCGCCGCCGCCCACGACGGCAUCUCCUCCCUCCUCGCCUCGCCCCACGCCGCCGUCGCCGCCCACGCCUCCGCGUCGCUCGCCCGCCUCGCCGCCUCCCGCGCCGACCUCCUCGCCCCUGACCACGCCCUCCCGUUCCUCCUCGCGCCCCUGUCCGCCUCCCCGUCUCCCCGCCUCGCCGCGUGCCUCGUCAAGGCCGUCGCCGCGGUAGUUUCCUGCGUCCUCCGCUCUGGCCCCGCCGGCUCACGCUUCGCUCCCUACAACCACCCCUUCGUCCAGGCUCUCGCGUCGGGGGCUGACGGCGCUCGCGCGGAGCUGUCGCGGCAGGCGGCCAGGAUGGUCGCCGAGGGGGUCCACGGGGUGGUGGGGUUCCUGAGGCCGUUCGUGAUGUUCGCCGUGGUGAGGAAAGGGGACGCCGCGUUUGCCAGGGAUUUGAUCGGCGCGCUGGCCGCUGCGGCGGCCACCCCAGCGGCAAAUUCUUAUGAUGCGGUCCCGGUGCUGAAAUUGCUCGGCGAGAGCUUGCUGCAUUUUGGCCGCGGGGAUGGAGAGGAAGCGCGGCUCUGGCUUAGUUCUGUGGAGAGCUUAGUGGAUGCUUAUGUGAUAUUGUUGAGAAAGUUGGCUCAUGCUCAAAGGCCAUCCUAUGAUGCCCAAGCAAGUAGUGUGGAAUUGAUAGAAACACUUCUGUCACAAUGCUCACUUCAUCACCAACUUGUUGGAAUGGCCUGUGGAGUUCUUGGGUUAUCAAAAUAUUUGUUUGUGGUGCAAAAGGACCUUGGUUUAUGCUAUCUGCCCGAAAUUUCUGCUGUCCUCAGUUCUCUUUCUUGCAUUCUCAGUGGGCUGGAGUUUGAACAUGAGCAACUGGCUGGAUUGAAACUUCUGGCCUUUUUGAUUGAGUGGAGACUUGAAAAUGCGCUCGAAACGAAUGAAGCAGUAAAUCACUUCAGCGAGGGGCUUCUCUGUGCUCUGCCAGUCAUCAACCUUGUUAUUUCUCCAUCGAGAUCUGUCAAAGCAGUGGCAUCGCAUGUCUUGUCAAGAUUUAGUUUGCUUGUUCCAGAGUUACCCACUUCUCGUUCAUCGGAGCAACAAGACAUUUCCUUGUUUUACCAUAUAAGCAAACCUACCUGUAUCCUUCCUAAACUUGUACAUCAUCUAUGGUUUCAGUCAUCUUCAUCAGGUUUCUUUUAUACGAAGUAUGCAAUUAGCAAGGGGUUGCCUGAGUCUUCUGGGUACUAUUCGGAAGCUAACUGCUGGACAGACCAAAUAAAGGAGUAUCUGUCAGUCCUUGGCAAAGAAAAGCUUACAUUGGAUGGCUCAUCUUCAAAGACGAUGUCAUCAGUAGCAAUAUCAUCGCUUGUAAGUUCUGUAGUAUCAGUUUUGGUGAUGCAUCCAAAACUUGGUACUUCUGCUGCUCAGUCCUUGGGUAUUCUUGGCGCUUCAGAUCCGAAACUGGGAAUGCCAUCGCUGGUGGUUAUCCUCUUCUAUUGCAAGAUUCUGUACAGCAAUGGUAACUUCUCAACGAAUAGCUUGCUCAGUUUGCUAGAGUCACUGCCAUCACUUGCUACACAUGGUUUUGUGCUUCCACUGGCUCUGCAACUGAUAUCACCAUUGCUUAAAAAGGAUGCAAAAUCGGUUCUAUAUGCUUUUGCUGUUCGAUUGCUUUGCAAGAUAUGGAUUAUCACAGAUUGGGCAUUUCCAAACUUACAAGGAAUCCUUGAUUCUGAAGCAGUGUCUAAUUUCAAUACUAACAGAGAAGUUUUUACAAGUAUUGCUGCAUCAGUGCGUGAUGUUUGCAAGCAGAACCCAGAUAGAGGCGUCGAUCUCAUAUUAUCUGUCUCGUCUUGUAUUGAGAGCCGUGAUUCUGUAGUUCAAGCUCUUGGCCUGGAAAGCCUCUCCUAUCUCUGUGAGGCAGACGUGGUAGAUUUCUAUACUGCCUGGAAAGUUAUAUCAAAGGAGCUGCUAGAUUAUUCAAUUGACCCCACAGUUUCACAUGGCUUAUGUAUUCUGUUGAGGUGGGGAGCCAUGGAUGCUGAAGCAUAUUAUGAAACAUCAAAGAACUUGAUACAAAUAUUAUGGUGCAUUGCUACAUAUAAGAAAAGUAAUGCUGACCGUCUUUGGAUUAAAGCAAGAGGAACUGCUUUUCACUCCUUGUCCCAGUACAAGGUCUCACUUAUUCAAGAUGCUGUUCCUGAUUUCUGGAGAAGAAACUAUGAGUGCUUCACUAAUGAACACAAUCUAGAAGUUCUCGGAGCCAUGGAGAACUUUCAAGCUGAGAUUAUCCGAUUUGAGCACAUAAAUCGCCGUAGGAUGACUACAGAUAAGAGGACAACAGUUCACAAAUUUGAGAAGCUAUUGGACCUUCUCCCUCAAGCUGUGUUUAAAGAAACGGCACAUCAUAAGUUGCCUGGUGCAGCCCUUUUAACCAUCAAAUUUUUCCCAGAGGAUAUCCUUCAUGAAGGGAAAUCUAAGGAUUUACCUAGGUUGCAUGCUGCGUAUGAGCAAGCAUUAGUGGAGAUGGCUGAGUCUAUUUAUAUAUCAAGAAACAUAAUGGUAGCUCUUCUUGCGUUGCAUUCGUGGAAAUCAUUUGUUUCCCAUUGGAUGCAGGCAGUUGUAGCUUUGCUUGACAUCAAAGAAUCUUCGAAGUUGAACAAACCUUUAAAAGCAGCUAACGAUAUAUUUAAGAUUCUGUGCAAGUGUGUUCCUGUAUCUAAUCCUAGAGUUGCUGUUAACAUUAUUCUUGCAAUUGGAGCGCUGUGCAUGGUUAUUCCUCCAACUGCCCAUCUAGUAGUAUCAUCUGCAUCUGAUUUUCUUUUGGAGUGGUUACUCCAAUAUGAGCAUGAGCACCAACAGUGGUCUGCAGCUAUCUCUCUGGGGCUAAUAUUCAAUUGUUUUCAUCCCACGGACAAAAAGAGCAAGUUUCAGGUUAUCAGUGCACUCUUUGAGGUUAUCUCAAAAACUGAUCGUUGUCUUGUAAAAGGAGCUUGUGGACUGGGAUUAGGUUAUGCUUGCCAAGGUCUUUUAACCAGAGCAGAUAGUGCAGCUGAUUCAGAAUUGGAAGCAGCUACAAAAAUCAAUGAACGUGCAUCAGUUGAAGAAAUUCUUCACACACUGACUACUUCAUUAGUUACGCUAUGUCCAUCCUCAUUUUAUUCUCUCAAGAAACUAAGUAUUUGUGGAAUAGUCUCAGAAGGGAUGGGAGAAAAUUAUGAUAGCUUCGAUGAUGAUCCUUGGGCUAUUGCAGGACUUGUUCUUGGUCUGGGAAACUCAGUUGUUGCUUUAUAUAGGCUUGGAGCUUAUGAAGCUGUUGUUGAAGUCAAGAAUAUAUUGAUAUCAUGGAUACCAGUUGUUGAUUCAAGCUCAGUAUUAUUUGAUGAAACAAAUUCAGUAUCACUGUGUAUGGGCUCUUGUCUUGCUCUUCCUUCUGUCAUAGCAUUUUGCCAGAGAGUGGAGUUACUGAAUGAUGAUUUGGAUGCUCUGUUCAAUCGCUACACUUCUUUAGCUAAUGAACUCCUGAACCUCAAGAAAUCUGGAACAAUCUUCCAGAGUUUGUUGAUGGCUAUCUGUAUUGGUGCUGGAUCUUUCUUGUCUUGCAUAUUGAAUGAUGGAGUUCAUCCUAUGAAAUUUACUGAUGUGAAAACAUUUCUUGACACUCUUAAACAUAUAUACACCCAUCCGUAUCCUCCUCUUGUCCAUUUAGGGGGCAUGUUUGGUGCUGUCAACGCUUUUGGUGCAGCUGCUGGAGACCUCACUGGGAUGUGUUGGCCAUCCAUAAAUCCGCAGAUAAAUCAUGAGAAGGAGUCUUCUUUGGUGCGAGGUCCUGUGCUCACAAGUCCUGCUGGCGAGACUCUUUCGACAUCAAUGAUUCAUGAAAUAUUUCUUCUUGCCAAGGACGCUGAGGAUAAUAACAUACAAAACUAUGCUGCAUGGGCUAUAUCAUUUCUAAGAAGCAGGUGGUUACAAAAGAAUCAGAAUCUUCAUGAUGACGAUUACUCCCAAAGAAAUCCCAUUGAUUCCAGUCAAUCAAUCAGUUUUUCUGCUGAAAGCUUAGUUUGGAACUUAAGUCUCUGGUUGAGGGACCUUAACUUCGAAAAGCUUGAUGAUAUGGUGCCAGUAAGUACUAUUACAACAGUUGUGAAAUGCCUCUCUAAAGCUCCUAGAUUGCCAACUAUAGAUUGGGGGGCUAUUGUACGGCGGUGCAUGAAAGUUGAGGCACAUAUUCCUCAUAGGUCAACUAAUCAUCGAGAUCCUAAAUUAUUAAGGGAAGAAUGCCUAUAUUUUUCUUUAGCUCAUGCUGAUCAUCUCAGUCCCCUUCUGCAAUUUUUGGAUGAUCUGACAGACCUACCCAGAUUCAGGAGAUUAGAAAUAAAUGCUCAGUCUGUUUUGCUUCAAUAUUUGUCACACCUAUUGAAGCUCUUCUCUGAAUCAAGAUUGGAAAAACUCUUUGUUGAUUUAACCGACUACUUCUGUUCCCCCACAUCGUCAUACUUGGAUUACUCCUCUGAGCAGAGAAGUUUGUUAAGAUUGUCGUUCUGGAAAGGCAUUCGCAAGUGCCUGGUGGAGGUGGUUUCUGAAGAGUCUGGUAGUUUCUCUUAUAUUAAAAAAGGCAUCGAAUGCUUGCUAUCUCUCUUGAGUCUCUGUAAAGAUGGCCAACCUGAAUUCGUGGAUGAGUGGUCUGCUGCUAUCAAGUGUCUUGGUGCUGCUCAGAAAAGUUGGCUGGGUGAUAUGCUGCAGGUGCACAAUACCACAUCCUUGAGUGAAGGUGGACAUGUUGAUGUGGCCAAGAAAAUUAUCAUCAGAGCAAGGUUGUGUUCUACCGGUUGUGUUUCUGCACAUGAGCUUGGGAACAUAAAGACUACCAUAUUGAGUACAAAAGCUGAUGGUCUCUGGUGGAACGUACUUGUUGAGGUUGCUGCAGCUGUAUACUCUGCUGACAAUGGUAUAAAGAAACAGUGGCUUCUGGAUGCAUUAGAUAUCAGCUGUGUUACAGCUCAUCCCUCCACGGCACUGCGUUUUGUUAGCCUGCUAUGUGGUAGCUGCUGCAUCUAUAUGCCACUUCUCAUUGUUAAUCCAACAAAUGUGCUGAGUGAUUUGCCAGUCACCCUGCCUUCCUUUCUCUCCAGCAGCAUUUGGGAUGAUCUUAGAAACUCUGUCGCUGAUAAGCUGUGGUUGUUGACCACUCGCAUCUACACUUGGGCAGAAAAAUUGACUCGUGGAGAGGCCCUUCCUUGCCAUGAUCAUAUUCAUGGAAGUGAAGCUGAGAACAUAAGUUUUCUUGUGAACAUGCUGCGCUCUACUUGCAUUGCGGUGGAAGAUCACUUGGCUGUAGAUAAGCAGCUAAAGCUUGCAAAUCUGGAAGCACUAUCAGGAUCAUAAGAACUGAUUAUCAUUUUUUAUGUUUUGCAUGCAUGAUAGCAUAUUUGCCUAAAACACAUAUUUCUUGUUGUUGUUUCAACUGAUGAUGUAGCCCUUUUUUGUACAUAAUUUAGCUUAGCAAUGUCAUCCUAGGCAAAAAAAUGAUGAUUGUUAGUGUUACUUGAUUUGAUUGAAGAUAGCCAGAGAUUAAAAUUAUUGUGUUACACAAA
Messenger RNA from Brachypodium distachyon (stiff brome), 5764 nucleotides. Its product is annotated as protein RST1. The record is from RefSeq and is a predicted model, not a curated record. The transcript is spliced from 24 exons. Lineage: Eukaryota; Viridiplantae; Streptophyta; Magnoliopsida; Poales; Poaceae. Gene Ontology annotation, biological process: regulation of post-transcriptional gene silencing. The coding region runs from base 54 to 5555 and encodes 1833 amino acids.